AUGGGUUCGGCAAAUGUGAGUUUUGCUACCACCAACUUUUCAGGGUAUGUGGGAAAUUUACAAACGUUUGUUAUAAGGCUACCCUUGAAGUAUCCAGAUGCAAAUUUAUUGUCCUUGCUGUCCAAGACUAAGACUAAGACUAAGACAUGGAGUGCAAAUGAUCAAUUUUCACAGAAAUUGGCCAUUUCAGGCCAAUUUCUUGCCUUUUCAGACUCGGCGCUUGUGAAUACCGUUUCCUGUACGAUUUUGAAUGAUUUAAAGACUAUUGUUUUUACCCCCAUUGAAAAUAGGCUCAAUGGUAUAGGGUUGAAAUUCCAAAACUUGCAGCUACAGUUGCCAAACGUUAUCUCGUCAACCAGCUGCGUUAGCUUUUCCAGCAAUGACGACUACAUCUGGUUGGAUAUAAUUGACUCAAACUACUUACUAAUCAGCUUGCAAAUACCACUAGAGAGUUUUAUCGAGCAUAAGAGUUUGUUGUCGUUGACCGAUUUUGAACUUUGGGGUAAGAUAUCUGUCCCCUAUUCCUUUGAAAUGAAAUCUGCGCCUUACUUUAUGAAACUGGUGUCACGGCUGGAUUUGAUAGUUGCGCUUAGAGAUGGAACAAUUCUCUCUUUUCAUCGGAAAAGUGCAUUGAGUGAAGUCACAGUCUCGACAUUUCAUGAGCCCGUGUCGUCGUUUAUUGGUGGGUUCUUUAGUAGCAAAAGGGAAACAGAGAUAAAUGGCAUUUCUUCAAACGCGGUUGUGGAUGUAGUGCAAGUGGGAAACCGUUUGGUUACUUUGUCAGUUAGCAAGGAACUAAAACUUUGGGAUAUGAACAAGCAUCAACUUAUCAGUUGCACAUCCCUAUAUAAAAAACAAGAUUACGAUAUCUGGCUCACUUUAGUUCCAGCGAAAUAUUUACGGUUGAUUUCCACUAAUUGUGGUGAAAAUUUGAUUACAUUUUUUAUUACCACCAAAGCCGGAGACUCUAAAAAGAGUCGGUUUUUAUUCAAAACGUGCAAGUUGGAAAAUAAUACAUUGGAAGAAGUUUCAAAAUUUGAUUUCCAACCAGAAUUACCAAGUGCAUUGUUCUCAUCAUCGGAGAUUUUCUACCACGACUCGACAUUUCAAAAUAAUAUCUGGUUCAUACAAGACUAUGAAGUAGAAUACGGUCAAAGUAAAGAUGAAAACUAUUUGAAAUACCAUAUUUUAUGGAAAUCAAAUACUUCCUCGGUUCUUGUUUCUUAUGAAGUUGAUUUCACCACUGGUUCCAUUGUUCAGGUGGACAUUUCACAACCACCCUUGUAUGUUGAAGAAGAGGAAAUCUUGGCUUCUAAUGACUCGGACUAUUACAUUAGGAAGAUUUUUGAUUCUGGUUGUUUUGAUGACUUAAUCAUCUCGACAUCAAUAUCCAUUUUACGUCAACAUUUAAAAACAAAAGAUAAAGAAAAACGGCAACAGCAACAACAGCAAAAAGAAGAUGAAGAAGAAGAAGAAGAAGAAGUUUACGGUGGCCUUCGGUUAAAUGCUUUGACGUUGAUAGAGUCAAAUUCCAACUCUUUGGCUUCAGAGUCUCCAAGACAGUUGUGGUUUAAGCUCUUUUCAUUAUGUAAAGAGUUUUCCAAAUUAAGUCAAGAAGCUUUUGCAAUCACGCCGUUUAACGAUAUGCAAAUUAUGGUACAAGCCAAUGGUUUUGGAGUUUUUAGACCAUCCAAUUUUUAUGAGUCAAUCAGCUUUAAAAACCUUGAAAGUCCAGAUGGCAAAUUGAUGCAAAUAUUUGCCAAAUUGAAAAAUUCCUUAUCAGUAAAGUCGUAUCAAAAAUUGUAUAAACGGUUGGUCAUAGAAACUGUUGCAUUUGAUGCGGAAAGGGCAAACGGUUUAUUUCAAGAUUUUCUUUUGGGAAAAUUUACUGAUGAAGAAAUCCAAACGAUAUUGCAAGAUUUGGGUAGUAUUCCAGGAGUUUUAGAAAUUAUCAAUUCAUUAGUAUCAGAAGGUGAUGUUCUGAUGGUUGUUGAAUCUUUUACAAGUACAAGUGUUUGUAAACUAGGUGAUUUUUUCAAAUUUAUGGUAUUUCAGAUAUUCAAGGACAUCAUGCAACAACAUAUCACACUUUUGGUAGACUUGGUUGUGCUAUUGCUCAUAUGCGAAGCCAAUGAUGAAAUUUUGAAAAUAGUCAACAGUGCAGUUGAAAGUAUAAGAAAGUACAAUAUUGCCGAAACAAUCUUUGACACCUGCUUUACUUCAUCGUCACUUGAUGCUCCCGUUGAUACCGAAAACGUUGGUAAUAUGAAGUACUCACUAUUCUGGCAUGUUUUUGCUCUGAAGGAAACCAAUAAGAAAUUGAAUGAGUUGAUAAGCAGUUUGAAAAUCAACGACGCGUAUCACUAUUUUUACAAUGAAACGCUAUCUGAAGGAAAUGGUUACAUUGUUGACGCAGUAAUUAUAUUGAUUAACCACAAUCAGGGCACCUAUUUGAAAACAUAUUUCUUGGAUAAACUAUCAAGCUCAAGAGCUGAUGAGAAUUUUUUAAUUGGAUUGAUUUAUCUACUAACAGACAAUGCAAAAGAAUUCUUCAAAGCUUUUGAGGACUACAAUCAAGUUGAGAAUAUCGAUAUAAAAAGGUUGAAUGGUUUAAAGGAAAGAAAAGAAAAUGCGGCCUUUUUAAGCACGUUUCAAACCACCGUGCCAUCAAAAUCGGAGUAUUACCAUGCAUUAUCCAUUUUGUGUCUAUCUCAAAUCAAACAAUCACCCAAACCAACUGAGAUUGAAAGACAAUACAUUGAUACGGCAUUGAAAUUUGAGCAAUUGGCUAUUGAGAACACGACAUCUAAAUUUAUAACACAAGAGUAUUAUUCAAAUGUAUUUGAUCUAGCACUAUUGAAUUCUGAUUAUCAACUAGUUAUCGAAUCAUUGAAUCGUCUAUCUAAAACUCACAAGUUACGAUUGUUACUUGAGCGAUUCAUUCACAAGCUUAUCCAAGAACUGAAAAUUAAGUUAAUCUUCCCAUCAUCGCAUAAUUCCAAUCGAUUCUUUCAGGAUCAUUAUAACAUGAUUUGCUCAAUCAUUUCUGAGUAUGCUUCAACGCAACCUAUGUUUGCAUCAUUGCGAAUAUAUGAGUAUUUGUAUAGCUGGAGAUUAUUUGGAUGUGUCAAUUCCCAACAAGAGUUUGGUGAUAAGAGGGGUGCUAUUGAAGCAUUGUAUCACUUCAUUACAAGAUUUAAAGAUGAAACUACCACUAUUGAAAAAAGAGUCAAGUUGAAAAUAUUGGAGCUAUACAUGAUUAUUUUGAAUUGUAUGAAAACGUUCCCAGAGAAAGAUCAAUGGUUGGUUAAGCAGUUGAAAGAUUGUAGAGAAAUCAUUAAGAUUGAUCAAUUGAAAAUUGAAUAUUUGGAAUGGAUGAAGAAUUUAGAUGAUGAAUUAUCUAUAAUAGGCUAA
This is a messenger RNA of Lodderomyces oxycetoniae, 3414 nucleotides long. RefSeq lists its product as uncharacterized. NCBI's taxonomy places the organism in Eukaryota, Fungi, Ascomycota, Pichiomycetes, Serinales, Debaryomycetaceae. The transcript has a single exon. The record is from RefSeq and is a predicted model, not a curated record. Bases 1 to 3414 code for a protein of 1137 amino acids.